Anarrhichthys ocellatus (wolf-eel) is the source of this 3722-nucleotide messenger RNA. RefSeq names its product LARGE xylosyl- and glucuronyltransferase 2-like. NCBI's taxonomy places the organism in Eukaryota, Metazoa, Chordata, Actinopteri, Perciformes, Anarhichadidae. Gene Ontology annotation, biological process: protein O-linked glycosylation via mannose. Gene Ontology annotation, molecular function: xylosyltransferase activity; glucuronosyltransferase activity. The record is from RefSeq and is a predicted model, not a curated record. The transcript has 6 exons. Gene Ontology annotation, cellular component: Golgi apparatus. Bases 141 to 1394 code for a protein of 417 amino acids.
AGCUUUACAGUGGUAGUAAUGUAGUGUAGUGUAGUAUGAAGUAGAUUUUGGGGAAAUUAAAAACAUGGCAAAAAUUCUACGUUUUGGUUCUUUUCUUCUGUGAAGCUGUCGAUGAUCAAACCUUAAGAGUUUCCAUCUUCAUGUUAUCAAGUAAAGCAGCUGUUAAAGCAGAUCCACAGGGUGAGGGUUAUCAUACCACUCAGGACUCACACAUUGAGAAGCAGAACGUCGGUGUAGUAAACGCUGUGUUUCAGGUGAUCCACUGGAACUCUCCCAAGAAGCUCCGGGUGAAGAACAAACACGUGGAGUUCUUCAGGAACCUCUACCUCACCUUCCUGGAGUACGACGGGAACCUGCUGAGACGAGAGCUGUUCGGCUGCCCGAGUCAGGCCAACCCAGAGAGCGUCCAGCUGCAGGCCGCUCUGGAGGAGCUGGACGAGGACGACCAGUGUUACGACUUCCGUCGGGAGCGGCUCACCGUCCACAGGGUGCACCUCUACUUCCUGCAGUACGAGUACACGCCCACCGAGGACGACACCGACAUCACGCUGGUGGCCCAGCUCUCCAUGGACAGGCUGCAGAUGCUGGAGGCCAUCUGUAAGCACUGGGAGGGCCCCAUCAGCCUGGCGCUCUACAUGUCCGACGCCGAGGCCCAGCAGUUCCUCCGCUACGCCCAGGCCUCCGAGGUCCUCAAGAACCGCAAGAAUGUGGGCUACCACAUCGUCUACAAGGAGGGCCAGUUCUACCCCGUCAACCUGGUGAGGAACGUGGCCCUGAAGAACGCCAACACGCCCUACGUGUUCCUGACGGACGUGGACUUCCUGCCAAUGUACGGCCUCUAUGAUUACCUCAGGAGGACUGUGGUGCAGCUGGACAUGGCUCACACUAAGAAGGCUCUGGUGGUUCCAGCGUUCGAGACGCUUCGGUACCGUCUGUCCUUCCCCAAAUCCAAAGCCGAGCUGCUCUCCAUGCUGGACAUGGGGACUCUCUACACCUUCAGGUAUCAUGUGUGGCCUAAAGGUCACGCUCCUACCAACUAUGCCAAAUGGCGAACAGCCACCACACCUUAUAAGGUGGAGUGGGAGCCGGACUUCGAGCCGUACGUGGUGGUGAGACGGGACUGUCCCGAGUACGACCAGCGCUUCGUGGGCUUCGGCUGGAACAAGGUGUCGCACGUCCUGGAGCUGGAUGCACAGGAGUUCGACCUCAUGGUCCUCCCCAACGCCUUCAUGAUCCACAUGCCCCACGCUCCGAGCUUCGACAUCUCCAAGUUCCGCUCCAGCUCCAGCUACCGCAACUGCCUGAACACCCUGAAGGACGAGUUCCACCAGGACCUGUCUAGGAAGUACGGCUCGGCGGCUCUCAAGUACCUCACGGCCCAGAGGACCAUCUGAGGACCAGAAGGCUACCGAGAGCCGGGGCCAGUCCGUCGGUCGGACCCCCGGAUACCAACUGACGUCGCGGCACACGGCGCCAACAAUGACGGUAGAGCUUUACAGCCCCUUUUAGAACAUUCUCUGGGCUCCUGUGCGUUAAAUUGUUCAGGCGACCGAGAGGACGGCGGUGGAUUUCCUAAACGCUGGACGGACGAGUGCGGAUACUGUCGGGACUAGCUUUAAGGCCGGGAAACAACAACCAUAUUCUUACUAACUUGUUCUGACAAUCAGGGCUUUCCUUCCAGAAGACGUGUGGACGUGUGGUCCAGAUACAAACAAAGACAUCUGAACUGGAGAAAGAUGUUUCAGCCUUAUCACUCUCCAUGGUAUCACUGAGAUAUCUCAUAUUUUCAUUUCUUUCUUGUUCUUUUUUCGCUGUGUAAAAUCACAACCAAUGAAUAAGGAUCGUUGACAUUUACAAUGUUCUUUGAUUACGACUUUAGAAUCAGUUAUUUUUUUUGCUUUCUAUAUUUUCUGACCUCGUUUAAAAAAAAAAAGAACAACAAUCGUCCCAGAAAUGAUUUCUGAUUUCGUGUGUGUGUGUGUGUGUGUGUGUGUGUGUGUGUGUGUGUGUGUGUGUUUGCAUGUAAAGAGUUGCACUACACAGAAAACAGUCAUUGUUCAAGUUUGUUUUUCUUCGUCUUUCAUCCGUCUGAAAGAAGCAAAUAUCUAUGAAUGAUAUUAAUGAUAACAGAUAUAUCGAUUAUUGAUUGGGACCAACUCGGACGCUUGACAGUGAGUUGUUAUUAAAUCUCAAAUCAAGAGCUUUUCCUCCGUCGUGUGUUUGUUCAUUCCGUGUGUAAAGAGUCCGACUCACUGGAGAAACGUGCUGACUACUGAACCCGCUUCAUGUUCCUGUAAAGUCCAACUGAAACCUGAAAUCACAGAUUCUCUGCAGUCGGGUUGAGUUUGUAAUGCAAAGGUACAUUUACACAAAUGUUCUUUCAGCCUCCAAACAAGUAGAGUUUGAGUCUAAUUGAACUGAAUGUUUCAUCUCAUUCAUGACGAGAAGACUUCAGAGAAGUUAUAUUGAGGAAACAAAUAACUAUUUAAUUAACACAUUAAUUAACUUGACGUCUCACAAUGACGGGAGACGUUAGCUUGGAAGCUAAUUUCAGCUACAGUCCUCAGUCUUUUACUGUUUUAUGCAAAUGAAGUUUUAUUUUUACGAACGCUUAUAUUCACAGACGACGAGGCAUCGGAAUCAAACCUCACGUGUAAAUACACAUUUGGAUACAGAUUUUUUUUGUUUUAUGCACAAAGCAGAUCUUUAUGUUUCAGUUGGACUUUAAUCCUCCGAAUGUUUUAAUAUGUUUGUCCCUCUAAAAGAGCAAAGUUCUGAUCGUUAGUGACCAAAGUUGACCAGAUUUACUCAAGUUUCACUUUAUAUUCGGUCUCCCCAGAGGAUGAUCAGAGGAUGAUCAGUGUCUUCAAUGUCCUGCUGAGGCUUUGACAUCGUAGCCUCUCAGGACUUGUUCUGCAUCGUCUUCUCUCGUCCAUCUGUGUAAAAACACCUGAAGUCUGUUUAUUGUUUUCAAUCUCUCAUCUGAACAAAAGGCAAGAAGAAGAUCUGACGUCUCGUGUCAUCUCCACAGAGUGAGGCGGUUUGUGGAGUGAUGGCGUUUGUGGCGGGUUCAGACUUCUUAAUGUCUUUGGUGCGUGUGAACUGAAGAGCCCUGCCCCCCCCAUGUUGUUGGUUGUGGUAAUGCUAGUGCCUUUGCUGUAUUGUGAAACUGGAUAUUGAUUGUACUGUUGUACCAACAGGGCCUGCAGAUCGUCAGGCACUCUAUUUAUUAUUGUUGACUCAAAUCAAUCAUAUUUUUCUAUGUAAGUGCUUUAAAUAAAUUUGCCCUUUUUUUUAACACGUUGACGUAUUUUUUAUUUUUUUCACACCAAAGAGAAUCUGCAGCAUCUUCAGCGAACAGCAAACUUUAAUUAGAACGACUGUGUCAGUGACAUUAAUGUUAUUAUGGGACUACUGAGAGCUUCUUUAAAUUCAUACCCCUACAGGGCAAAUACAUAAUAUCUUUGGAUAGCCAAGACAUCUUUAAUAUUUACCAAGCUCUGUGGUUCUAAGCCUGAGUGAACCUUCCAUGUGUGUGAUUGGUCUAAAAAGAAAACAAUUCCAAUACGAGCAGAUUAUUCUGGAUGAAUAAUGAAUACAGACAUCCGCUGUUUAAAAGUUCAUCACAAGAGAUGAUGAUGAAUACAUUUCUGCAGCGUUUAAAGAAAGAAAGACUUCAGUUCACAACGGUUUCAGUUUCUGUUUGUUUGUUUUCGUCAGAA